GAAUUCAUCUCCAAAACCAUCAAACUCUUUUACCUCUCCUGUUUUCUUCCCAACACCUACUCUUAUAUAUACCUCGACAAAACCUAAACCAUGCAACUUAAUUCCUCCAUUCAUCAAUCCAUUCAAAAAGCUUUAAAUUUUUUUUCUCAAUUUCCUCUGCAACCUUACCCUUGUUGCUCUUUAAUCACCAACUAAGCACUUAGUACUUGUUCAAUUCUAUCUCCUGCAAAUGGCAAAGAAUGUCGGACAGUCUUCCAUGGAGAGAACCAGCAGCCUGCAGGCGGCCCUUGACCAGAAGCUAGCCCUCGCCAAGCGGUGCUCCCAUGAAGGUGCAAAAGCAGGAGCUAGGGCAGCUGUUCUUGCUACAAUCGCUUCAGCCAUUCCAACUAUGGCAAGUGUGAGGUUCCUGCCAUGGGCAAGAGCCAAUCUGAAUCCAACUGCUCAAGCUCUCAUCAUCUCCUCAGCGGCGGGGGCAGCAUAUUUCAUAGUAGCCGACAAGACAAUUUUAGCAACCGCGAGGCGGAACUCCUUCAACCAGCAGGCCUCCUCCUCCAUACCUCCCAAGUACUAUUAACUGAAGCAUGAAGCAAUGCAUGGCUUUGAGUGACCGGUGAGCAUGACCUUAGCUCUUGUGUCGCUCCCAUGGGUUUUGUGGAGCAAAUGGGAAUGUAAAUCCAUCUUCUAUAUCUUAAAUAAAAUGGAUUCUCACUA
Molecule: messenger RNA, 711 nt
Organism: Malania oleifera
Lineage: Eukaryota; Viridiplantae; Streptophyta; Magnoliopsida; Santalales; Ximeniaceae
Product: early nodulin-93-like
Exons: 4
Coding region: 230-574 (114 amino acids)
Source: RefSeq, a predicted model, not a curated record